AUGAAUGAUCCACGCCUUCCCUACCCAGGCUGGGCAGCACCGAUUCGGAACAAUGUCACAUGGCUUCGAACCGUUUUUCAUCAAAGGAUGAUCGACGCACAGAGUGAAACAGCUGGACGAUAUCAUUCCGAAAUGCUCCUCUCCUUCAUCGAGGACCACCUCAGCAGGCCUCAAAUUUCAAAGAACAAGGCCGUAUUUAUAUCAGGACAUGACUCCAACUUCAUGGCCCUCGGUCGGCAACUCAACAUCACUCGAAUAGCCAAUGAAAUGGUCCCGUAUGCAGCACUAUUGGCCGUUGAGCUCCAUACUAUAAAUGGAACAAAUGUUGUGGAGAUAUGGCUGUCACCAUCGCUUAACGACGAGUUGGUCCGUAUGGAUAUACCGCAAUGCCCGAAUCCGUGUAAGCUGGAAACACUCAAGGAAUUUCUCAAGGGACGACGUUUGACGCGAGACGCAUGGAUACAACAAUGUCGUGGUGUAGGGCUACAUACUGGAUACAGUAGUGUAGUUACAGCAUCGAUAAUUCUUCUUCUGGCGAUCUUUGUCGUAUCAACCGUGGUCCUUGCUUGCACAACAUUCUCGUAUAGGAAACAAGUGAAGGAGCUUCAGGAUCCUGAACGGCGACGUCUCUUGGAAGAAUCUUGA
Molecule: messenger RNA, 645 nt
Organism: Ostertagia ostertagi
Lineage: Eukaryota; Metazoa; Nematoda; Chromadorea; Rhabditida; Trichostrongylidae
Source: the annotation of a GenBank genome assembly